GAGGCACCGAGUUGCGUGCGAAGAGCUCGACAUGUCAUUCAGAGGAAUCCGCCACCUGAAACGCGAGGAAGUCAAUGCGACUCAAUUGGGUAUAAAGAAUCAGACAACAUCUGCCUCAGAGCCUCAGCGCAGAGCGACGCUGAUGAAAACAUCAGCGCGGAGCUCCUGCAGGACCCCGAUCGCUUUGUUGUUGUCUUCCCGCUGGAUCUGUCGCUGCCCGGAGCCGGGCGCAUCUCUGGGACAUUUUAAAGUGGAUGUGAUUUUGGAGCCAAGACGAGUCUGGAUUUAAUCCACAAAUUAUCUGGUGCACCUGCUACCUCCACGGAGCACAAGAUCAUGAUCCCACCUGGAGACUGCAUGUAUGCGGGCAGAAAGAGGAGGAAGCCCAUCCAGAAACAGAAGCCGUCCUCAGCCAACGAAAAAAGCAACCCGUCCAAGCGACACAGGGACAGGCUCAAUGCUGAGCUGGACCGGCUGGCCAGCCUGCUGCCGUUCCCCCCAGAUGUCAUCUCCAAACUGGACAAGCUGUCCGUGCUGCGCCUCGCCGUCUCCUACCUCCGCGUCAAAAGCUUCUUCCAAGCGAGUCAAGACAAGCCCUCCAGGAAGCAUAUCAGCAGCACUGCAUCCUCUAACCCUGAACCCAGGAAAGAUAGUCUUCCUCUGGGCACCACCAUCAAUGAAAGCAGCCUCCUCCUGGAAAACCAGAACCAGCGUUACUGGCCAAGAUUGUGUGCUGAAACGUUUAAUGUGACUUCAGGUUCAAGCGCUCGCAGCGUACAGACGUCUUUAACAGGCUUUGCCUUGGUGGUGAGCAGAGAUGGCAUGGUGUUUUAUGCUUCCUCAACCAUUGUGGACUAUCUGGGAUUUCAUCAGACUGACGUGAUGCACCAGAACAUCUUUGAUUACAUCCACAUAGAUGACCGUCAGGAGUUCAAACGGCAGCUCCACUGGGCCAUGUGUCCUCCACCACAUCAAGGGAUGUCGGGGCAGCAAGAUAGCCCGUUGGCUGCAGGAACAAGUGAGGACUUUGUUGUGAGCAGCAUGUUUAACUCUCCGGAGGCAGGGGAAAUUCCUCCCGAGCUCUCCUGCUUUCUCAACAGAUGUUUCAUGGCCAGAGUUCGGUGUCUCUUGGACAGCACCUCUGGAUUUUUGACUAUGCAGUUUCAGGGACAGUUAAAGUUCCUCCACGGGCAGAAAAAGAAGUCACCCUCUGGAACACUGAUUCCUGCUCAGCUGGGUCUGUUCUGCAUUGCAGUCCCCCUCCUACUGCCCUCCAUCACUGAGAUGAAAGUGAAAAAUAUUUUAAUGCGGGGAAAGAACAAAGGCGGGGGGAUUAUCUCUCCGAUGGAGCAUAGUGAGAGUGGGGAGCACCUAAGGAGGCACUCCAUCAGUGGAGGAAUGAGUGACAUGACAGACCCUCUUCUCUUUUCUUGUCCCCAUCCGGGUGCUACACAGCGAAAUCACCACACCCCCUGGACACCUCUUUGCAAAGAUAACCUCAAGUACAGUUCUGACGGCUUAUAUAACCAGGAGGAGCCCCUCAACUUCUGCAAGUCCUCCGUGGCUGGUCACAAGGGUGUGGGUGCAGGCCUAAGUGGAGGGUGGCCGAUGAGACAGCACUUGGGGCCCGUUAGAGCUGCUCAGGGAGUUGGCUACAUCCCCUCGCACCGUUUAAACAAGACCGGCCAGUACGGGAAGCCCUACCGCCUUUCUCCAAGCUGUCAAGGUAGCAGGGGUGCAGAUGUGUUUGUCUCAAAGCUGUACGGAUCGUCGGACCCAGACGCUUACUGCGUAGACCUCGUGAAGAGUGAAAACGACUUCGGGGGAUGUUACGAGGGCCACAUGAUGCCUGAAAUGACACCCAUUAAGAUAGAGAAUGACUCUGACUCUGAGAAUGGAUGUGACACGUACAAGCAAACCUGGGCCUGUCGCAACCAAGUGUCUAACGAACUUCGCUAUGGAAAUGUAGCGUAUGACCCAAACUCUGGUUUGCAACUUAAAUCAGAAACAGAUUAUUACGACCCCCAGUACUCCCCUUGCCAACGAGGAAAAGCGGGAAUCAGCCCCACGUACAACAAUGGCAACUAUCCCAACUAUGCUGUCAACAACGGCACACGUCUGUUAAAAUGUGACAAAGAUUUAGUCAGUAACAGUGAGUCCAACCAAUUUAGUCCUCAGAGGCUCUCUCACUCAGACUCUCUAUGCAGCAACCAACCGGUCACCCUCAUGGAUUCAAACAUCUAUCCUCAAAAGGCUUACAUGCACCUGGACUACAACAAGCAUGGCAACUAUGGGUUCAAAGGUCAUGGCCUGGUCCAUUCAAUCAAACGGGAGCCCAUGGACUCCCCCUCUUGGUAUGAGAAUGGUCAUGACAUAAACCAGUCUAUGGUGGGUGGCUCAAGGAACGUUAUGCCAUGUGUGAUGACCACAAGCCACAAGUCUAGUCCCUACAUUUACAUGCAGUGAGAGGGCAUUACCCACCCGUGAACACAUCAACAGAUAUCUAUGUGUCCCCAGUCCCCUUCACAUGCACAAUUACACAUAACCACAAACAAAUCUGUAUGUAUGAAAUUGUUUAGCUUCAUCAUUUUACAAACACGUGUACCAGCAUUACAAAAGAAGAUUACCAUGACUCCCAGGAUGUCAAAUAUUUUUGUAAUUUUAAUGAAGAGGUCUCAGGUUCAAGCAUUAGUGCUGUGACAAUCAAACAUUUGAGUUUCAGACCAGCUUGGGGGGAAAAAUGUUACUUUUAAGGUACAGAUUUUAGAUUUUGAGCACUUUUGGUUUAGUGACAAUGAGACACAUUUUCUUUAGGUUUUUCAUUUUUGAUGCCCUAGGCUUUCGCAAGGCCUUUUAUUUUUCUAAGGUUUGUACACAGGUGAAAUUGCACAUCUACUGAAAAUUUUAUUUAACUUUAUCAUUAGGAUAAUGCACUUCGAAGUCAUUGAAAAUAUUAACUUUCAGAUAUUUUUCUAAUGUUUCCAAAAAUGUGGAUGCUGUUUAAAAUGUAAUUCACAUAAUGCAAUGUUUUCAAGAAGUUUAAUUUGCUUUUUUGAUGGAAAAAAAAAAUUCAAGAGGCUUUCCUUAUAUUUGCAAGAGAAUGCCAAAGCCAAUAACAUUUAGAUUUUGUUACGUUAGACUUUGGGUUAAUUCACCCCUUUGUGCACUCAUUGGUUCCUUUCAUACCUUUUUACCCAUGUGUUUACAUUUUUGCAUUUCAGUUUAUUUUUCUUUGUAGUUCAGUAUUUACAUGAAGAGAAAUAGCCUGGAAAAACAUAUCAUUUUAAUUAAUUGUAUAUUAUUUUCUAAAGAAAUUGAUUACAAAUUUCCAUUUAUCCCCAUCUGGGACAAUGAAAAUGUAUGAAAUAUGCAAAAUCAGUACACCUCAUGAUACUCUGAUAGUUUAUUAUUAAUAUUAAGAUGAUUAAAACUAUUUUUGAGUACUCACUGUAAAUGGGGAUAUGUAAUGUCCCCAGGAAGGGUACAUUUUGAUGCAUGAUGCUAUAGGAUGUGCCAAGUGGCUCCUUUUAGUAAAGCUCAGGUUCCAACUGACCAAAACUACAAAUAAAAAGCUGAAGGAAAGCAAAAUGAUGGGUACCUGUUAGAACAGCUUUGCCCCACAGAAAAAGAGCUAAAGUGGCAUGGAUAGAAACUGAACGCAGCUGGACUUAGCAGUAAAAUAACUUAACGACACCAAACUGUUAUGGGCCUGAAAAGCUCUAAAAACAGAGGAAUAAAUGAACUUUUGAAAUGGCGUCUCGCUCCUUCCUUUUGAAUUCUUUGAAGAAAUAAAAUGAUUCCCUCAUCUUUUUUGAAGCCAAGCAUGUUAUGUUUCAAAAAAGCUUUAAAAUAUGUUGUCCCUGUAUCAUAUUAGUCAAAUACUAUUUAGGGUUAAAGUAAUUUGCAAAUCAUUGCAUUCUGAUUUUAUUUACAUUUUAUACAGUGCCACUUUUUUGGAACUGGAGCUUCAUAAAAAUAUUUUUUCAUUACUUCCUCCAACGAUGUGUAGUCCCUUGCAAAAUUAUUCAACCAGAAACUUCAGUAUGCCUUAUUGCGAUUUCAUGCUAUUUUGUUUGUGUGUGGCAACCCUGGAAGAGCUACAGAGAUUUGCAGCUCAAGUACGAGAAGUCGUGCACCACAUAAAUAUGACCUUUAUGGAAGAGUGCUAAGAAGAAAACUAUGUGUUGGCUGUAAGAGGUUUGCAGAACCCACACAGAGGAGGUUGUUCUGGUCAGAUGAGACUAAAACUGAAAUUUCCUAGUUAGAGGUAGAGGCUGCGAAAGGCUACAAAAGCCUUGUGACAGGGGUGGAAUGGUCUAGAUAAAGGGAUAUACACAUAUUAAAAUGAUCAGGUCAAAAAUUGAUGUGCGCAGAUGAUUUCCAUCUAAAUGACUGAGCUUUAGCUUUUUUCUGCAAAGAAGAAUAAAAAAAAAGUAUUUCUCUAGUUGUGCAAAGCCUGAAAGAGACAUUCCCCAAAAGAGUACUUCAAAGUACUUAACUCAGGGGGCUGAAAACAAACGCAAAACACAGUUUGCAAAUUUUUAUUUGCAAGACAUUUUAAAAGCUAUGUGUCACGGUCUUUUCACCUCAUAAUUAUGCAAUACUUUGUGCUUCUUUAUCAUUUAAAAUCGAUAAGAAAAAGAAAUUUGUGAUUGCAACUUGACAUGUUGAAACGUUUGCAGGGAACUGUGUGAUCGGAGGCUGCUGGUUGCUGCACAUUAUAGAACUAAAUCAGGACAAUUGCAGACACCUGAAAAUUGUUAUCUAUAGUAGUAAAACAAAAUAAACUGAUUUAGGCGGUGUCAUUUUUCAAGAUAAUACCCUUAGAUCAUGUAAAUUCCCAUCAUCUCUGCUUGCAAGUACACGUUUAUUGCUUUAUAUAAUUAAAAUCACUUGAUCUCAUUUAAAAUAUGUCAAACUGCGGACUUUUUAUAUGUUGUUGGACCAGAUUUUUUUAUUAAAAACAUGACCCAGUGCUUUAGCAUGAAGUUUCUUAAAUAUAGCACUACAGACUAUUCUUUUACAAACUACAUCAGUAGAACCCAGUAUAGCCAAUGUGCAGUUAAACUAUCAGUAGGGCCAAUAAAGGUUUUGCAUCUUAUUCAACCCUUCUGUGUAGUACAUAAGUGGACACAAUAAGUAAAGCAACACCGGUCAACCACAACUCUGUGGUGUGUGUUCAUUAGCAAGGUAUUGGUUAACGCAUCGCCCUGCACUUGCUUCAUGGCUCUGAGCUCAUUUUGGAAGGGAUGAAGGGAGUGAAAUGAGUCUGUCCUUGCUUAAAGCAUAAAGGUGUUGCAAACGCAUUAGGACAUUCUCUGCAUUAGUCUGACUAAAGCAGUCAUUAAGUGAAGGUUUGCUUAGACAAGAUAAAAGUGACAGAUUUUAAAUAUUGAAGUUAGAAGGAUGAACUUUGAUGCUUCAUUUAGCGAGCACAAUAUAAUCUAAGCGGUUACUUUUCUUUUCAUUUCACAUCUCAAUGCACCGCAUUGUCAUUGGGAUAAAUAUUCACUUUUCAUGUUGUCUUUUCAAUCCAAAUACAUCUGACUUCUGUGUUCACAUCAGUAUUUUUUGCACAAAAUCAAUCAAGACUAAUCCAAUCUGAGUCUCGGUCCUGAGAAGCUACUGUUGGAGCUUCUGAAUUGCACUACUGGGAAUAGUUCAGUUGAAGUUCAGCCUACCCAGACACGUGUUUGAGUCAUCAGACACAACUGUACAGUGUCCCUGUCGUGGAUUUGUCCCUUUUUUUCUUUUUUUGUGUGCUCAUGUCAAUAAAUGUUUGAUGAUUUGUAUUUAUUUGUAAAUGGUAAGGGUAUAAUUUAAAAAGUAUAAAUUUGAAGGUUUUCCCUGUUUUACUAAUAAAGAAAUAUGGCUUUUUCUUGGUAUCUUUUUGAUAAUUUGCAAAAAAAAAAAAAAAGGCAGUUAUGCGGUAGCUGCAAGGUAGCGAACAUGGUGUAUAUAUGCAGUGUCUUCCAAUGUUUUUACGUGUUUUUGCAAAUGGGACAUAAAUAUUAAAGAUUUUUCUUUACAUAAAA
Molecule: messenger RNA, 6035 nt
Organism: Girardinichthys multiradiatus
Lineage: Eukaryota; Metazoa; Chordata; Actinopteri; Cyprinodontiformes; Goodeidae
Gene: ahrra
Product: aryl-hydrocarbon receptor repressor a
Exons: 10
Coding region: 337-2466 (709 amino acids)
Biological process (GO): regulation of transcription by RNA polymerase II
Cellular component (GO): aryl hydrocarbon receptor complex; nucleus
Molecular function (GO): transcription cis-regulatory region binding; protein dimerization activity; nuclear receptor activity
Source: RefSeq, a predicted model, not a curated record